AUGAGUAAAAAUGAUAAAAAUCAAAAGUUGACUGCUUAUGAAAGUUAUAAGAAAAUAGAAUCUGAAAUCAAAUUUCAAACUAAUCUCUUAGAGAAAUCAAAUCCAACUAUCAGGUGUCCAAUACAUUAAUAUAAUUACUCCAAAACUUGUAGGUAGUACCAAAAUUUGAAUCAUUAGAUAAUGUAAGAAAAUUGUUGUAGAAGAAGUACCAACAUAUUAAGAAAAAUCAAUUAAUAUGGACAAAUAUCAUUAUGAUGUUGGAGAUAGAGGAGAUAAUAUAAUACCAAUGUAUUUGUGAAAAUUUAAUGAAAGUCGAGGAGAAAAUGCUAUUAGCAAUAUGAAUUCAUUAGUUAGAUAAAAUAUACUAACAUGUCAAUAUUAUAAAGAAUUACUAUAGAUUAGAGAUAUUAAUGAUAUNCAAAAAUAAAGCCAAAAUUAGGAAUUUGUUUAGUAGGAGAUUCACCUGCAUCAAAAUCAUAUGUUAAUAGGAAAUUAAAAGCUUGUUAGGAAAUUAAUAUUGAUGCAGAAUUAUUUAAUUUUUCAGAGAAUGUUGAAUAAGAUUAAUUGAUUAAACAUAUCUAAUCAAUGAAUCAUGAUGGUAUAUUAGUGUAAGUAUUUUAAUAUAUAAAAAUAUUAAUAGUUACCAUUACCAUUACAUCUGAAUAAGUUGGAUAUCAUUCAUUCAAUUCCUUAUGAAAAAGAUGUGGAUUGUUUACAUAUGCAUAAUUUAUAAAGAAUUUUAGUUUAUGGAGAAUUAUGUGAGAUGUUACCAUGUACUCCUGCAGCAGUAUUAUAAAUUUUGGAUUAUUAUGAUGUGAAUGUAAUUGGCAAGAAAGUUACAGUUAUAGGUAGAAGUUUCUUAGUUGGAUUACCAUUAUCAUUGUUAUUACAAAAAAGAAAUGCUACAGUAACUGUUUGUCAUAGGGAAACAUUAAAUUUAGAUUAACAUAUUAUGAAUGCAGAUAUUGUUAUAAGUGCAGCUGGACAUCCAAAAUUAGUUAGAAAUGUUAAAUAAGGAGCUAUAGUAAUUGAUGUUGGAAUCUCAUAAGGUGAAAAGAAAGGUAGAAUUGUUGGUGAUGUUGAUAUUGAUGUUGUUAAAAAUUAGGCAUCACUUAUUACUCCUGUUCCUGGAGGAGUUGGACCAAUGACAGUAUGUAUGUUAAUGAGAAAUCUGUGUAAUAUUUGGAAGAAGAAAUAAGGAUAGCCUGUUUACAUCAAUCCGAAAUUGAGUGAUGCUUAUUUGAAUGAUUGA
This is a messenger RNA of Paramecium primaurelia, 1252 nucleotides long. The record is from the annotation of a GenBank genome assembly. NCBI's taxonomy places the organism in Eukaryota, Ciliophora, Oligohymenophorea, Peniculida, Parameciidae.